ACGGUCGUUGCAGUCUCAGUUUCCAAAAUUGUUUAAACAAACAAAUACUAAAAUAGCUUCUGUCCGCUGUAAACAAAGGCCGCGAAACGCUAGUGCAGUUGGCGUUAGCAGCAGCAAUACAAUAACAAUAUGGCUGGUUUCGUAGCGGUGCAUACAGGGGCUGGAAAUUGCAUCGACGAAACCAAAUACCAGCGCGUCAUCAAAGAGGCAUGCAUGCGAGCUACAGAAAUUCUUCGAAACGGCGGCAGCGCCAUCGAUGCUUGCGAGGCAGCGAUAAUGCGUCUGGAGAACUGUGGCCACACAAACGCCGGCUUUGGCUCCAAUCUUUGCUUGGACGGCUCGGUGCAGUGCGAUGCAGCCAUAAUGAAUGGAACCACCUUAAACUUUGGUGCCUGCACCAAUGUUAGCCGCGUAAAGAACCCAAUACAGCUGGCUCGCCGCAUCUGUGACGGCCAGUCGGAUCAACAGCCGCUGGAACGCAUUCCUCCCAUGGUGCUAGCAGCCAGUGGGGCAGAGCAGUAUGCCGAGCAAGUAGGCUGUGCCAUGGUCGAUCCCAAUGUGUUGAUCUCUUCGAAAGCGAAAUUCCAUUAUAAUCACUAUAAGAGCAAAUACGAUCUAGUUGUCGGUGACAGCAAAGCAAUCGAAACUGUCGAGGCUGUCCCUGAAGCGGGCAACGAGGUGGAGCUAACUGCCGCCCUGGACACCGUUGGCGCAGUGUGCGUCGAUGGUGCUGGCAAUACUGCAGCGGGCUGCAGUUCCGGUGGCAUUCUACUCAAAGUACCAGGACGUGUUGGCCAGGCGGCAACUUAUGGUGCCGGCUGCUGGGCCACCGAUACGGAUGAGUUGGCCAUUGCCACGUGCACGACGGGCAAUGGAGAGUACCUGAUGAAGACACUGCUCGCCCGCGAGAUAUGCAAUGGCGCCUUCAGCAGUGAUUGCGCUGUGACCAGUCUGCAUAAGACAUUCAAGCAAAAGUUCUUGGACUCACCGCUGUUGCCGCAACAGCAAGAUCUCUAUGCUGGGGCACUCACAUUGCUGUACUAUCCCAAACAGAGCUGCGGCGAGGUGAUGUGGAGCCAUACGACGCAAUCGUUCUGUGUCGGUUACAUGGCAACCACGCAAAAAGUGCCAAAGUUCGUACACUCUCCGUUGCCCACGUAUAGUGUGCCAGGCAGAUCGUGCGUUGUCAAUGGCCAUAAUUUCCAUUUGCGCAUUUAGUUUGAGGCUAGCCAAAUAGCCGCAGCCAACAGCCAACAGCCAUCAGCCUGCUCUGUCCCAGACACAGCUCCGCCAGCGCUCCUCCUCCAUCGUCAUUUCUUUUGCAAAUUCAUUUGAUUUAAUAUUUAAUUGCCGCAACAAACACUGUCAAUGCAGGCGCGCCGCCUUUCACCCAACCAACGAACCGGCAAAGCCAGCCAGGCUGCAGCCACCACCAAAACCAAAACCAGCAACGACAACGACAACAUUUCAUAUUGCUUUUGUCUCGAUGAAAUAUUAAGAAUCAUUAAAUGGGAACUUUUCAUUGUAUAUCACUAUGUACGUAUGUAAAUAUUGUCUAUGUUUUUAUGUGUACGCCACAACUAGCAAUAAAAUAAGAUUAUUUCGCAUAUAUAUAUACACACAUAUCUAAAACUAAAGCGCAACGCAACUGCCCGCCUCAUAAAUCAGGCGAACAGUGGUCGGAAAACGUGAACAUCAUAUUCUAAUCACACAUUUAGAAUUGAUGACGU
Messenger RNA from Drosophila hydei, 1730 nucleotides. It is a transcript of the gene Tasp1, whose product is annotated as threonine aspartase 1. The transcript is spliced from 3 exons. Gene Ontology annotation, biological process: protein maturation. NCBI's taxonomy places the organism in Eukaryota, Metazoa, Arthropoda, Insecta, Diptera, Drosophilidae. Gene Ontology annotation, molecular function: threonine-type endopeptidase activity. The coding region runs from base 130 to 1218 and encodes 362 amino acids. The record is from RefSeq and is a predicted model, not a curated record.